This is a messenger RNA of Cotesia congregata, 2187 nucleotides long. NCBI's taxonomy places the organism in Eukaryota, Metazoa, Arthropoda, Insecta, Hymenoptera, Braconidae. The record is from the annotation of a GenBank genome assembly.
AUGGACAAUGAGCAACCGCACCAGGAGCUGGUCAAGUGUGUCGUUGUGGGAGACACCGCUGUCGGAAAGACCAGGCUGAUUUGCGCCCGUGCCUGCAACAAGCACGUGUCGCUAUCGCAAUUGCUGACCACCCACGUACCCACGGUCUGGGCCAUCGACCAGUAUCGAAUUUACAAGGACGUCCUUGAGCGUUCAUGGGAGGUCGUUGACAAUGUAAACGUAUCACUCAGGCUAUGGGAUACCUUUGGAGAUCAUGAAAAGGAUCGAAGAUUUGCAUAUGGAAGGUCAGACGUUGUUCUACUAUGCUUCUCCAUAACAAAUCCUGUAUCUUUACGGAAUUGCAAGCGGAUGUGGUAUCCAGAGAUCCGACGAUUCUGCCCUCAGACUCCGGUCCUGCUGGUUGGUUGCAAAAACGACUUGAGAUACAUGUAUCGUGACGAAACAUAUCUCAGCUACUUUCGUGAUCGUAGUCCAUUUGUAAGAGCAACGAGGAAGAGUGACCUAGUGAUGCCGGAUCAAGCACGAGCCGUGGCCCGGGAGCUGGGAGUCCACUAUUACGAGGCAAGUGUCUUCACUUACUACGGAGUGAAUGAAGUCUUCGAGAACUCGAUCCGAGCGGCUCUGAUAGCCCGUCGUCAGCAGCGAUUCUGGAUGACCAAUCUGAAACGUGUCCAGCGGCCACUUCUCCAGGCUCCUUUCUGUCCGCCCAAACCAAUACCACCAGAAGUAAAUCUCGCACCCAGCACCUACGAAGAAAACAUGAAGGCUCUCUGGAUGCGACCUGUUCAUACUGAUGUCACGCUGAUAGUCGGCAGCUGCACUUUUUCAGCUCAUAGGUGUCUUUUGGCCGCUGCGUCUCCGGCUUUUCAUAGGCUGUUUUCUAUGGAACUUGCUCAUGAACUUACUCCUAGGAGCUCCAGUGAAAGUAGUAUGGUUAGCACUUUUGGAGAAGCUACUGUUGGUGACUUUAAUGAUGAUACUGAAUGUCUCAUACGUAAUGAUCAAGUCAAACCAGCUAAAGUAUGGGAACAAUUAAAACGACGAUCGAGUUUUCAAGUUUUGCCAACAAUGGAUCAAAGAAAACCAACAGGAGCAUCUCGUGAAUUAAACCAUCCAGCUUUUCAAAACAUCCGUAUUAAUCUUACAGAAAAUUCGAACGGUGUCCAACAACCGACAACAGUAGUUACACUUUCAAAAUUGAUAACGCCUCAAUCAAUGCAGCAAUGUCUUCAAUUUAUCUACACUGGAAGCUUGGACAAGCGUUACCACGAUCUGCAAGAAAUUCGACAGGCCGCUGAGUUUCUUGAGCUCCCGCAAUUGCUCAUGGUACUUGGUAGCAUUCAGGCAAGGUCCCAGUUCAUGAACAGUGAUUUAAAUAAUCAGUAUAAGCAAGUUGUAAGACAAAGAUUAGAAGAUAUUUGUUUAGAACAAGGUUUAUUUGCUGACGUUAUUUUUGAACUGGAUGAUGGAAAUAUGCCAGCGCACCGUGCAAUUUUAACUACAAGAUGUGAUAUGAUGAAGGCCAUGUUUUCGGGUGAUUAUCGUGAAAGUAGUGCUAAAGUUAUUGUUUUUCCCGGUGUUCGCGAAUAUACAUUUCAUAAAUUUCUUUGUUACUUGUAUACCGACCAAGUGCCACCGAUAUCAUCAGCACGUUGUCUAAACCUGUUAGAGUUAGCAAACAGACUGUGCUUACCACGGCUGAUAAACCUAGUUGAAAGUAGAGUAAUUGAAGAUCUAGAACGAUUGUCUCAAAACGACGGAAAUGAAGCUGUAGAAAGUUGUCUGAGAUUACUAGAACCCUGUAAACUCCACAAUGCUAAUCAACUAGCCGAUUGGUGUAUGAACCAUCUAUGUGUUAAUUAUAAUAAACUCUGCAAAAUGUCACCAAGAAGUGUCCGGCUCUUGCAUCCGGAUAAUCAAGAGUACUUGAAUGAACAUCGUUGGCCACCUGUUUGGUAUUUAAAAGACUACGAUUAUUACCAAAAAUGUCUAGCCGAACUGGACAAAGAAAACAAGCCGACGUUGAAACGUAAUCGCAACCAGUCGGGUUGCCUCUGUUUUGCAGGGUCGAGCAAGACCUCGCGAAAAGAAGAAACUAAUGGAAGAUCGGGUGUCUCAAAUGGAGACUCAAAUGCAGAACGCCCGUUAUUCGAACCAUCCACGACAGAAUCUGGUGAGGUUGUAUGA